CGGAACAGCUUCUAGAAAGGAGUACUUAAAUCAGAGAGGAGUACUAUUAAAUACGAGUGGAAAAAAUAGAAGUACAACGGAAUGCAUCGUCGGUGUUUUACCCCACGUGGAUAGGUGGAAGGCAGGCAGGCGCAAAACGUGAUUCGAUCUUUUUUAGCAGCCGGAGCAUCAUAUUCGUUUUCUUUGUUAGGGAAUAACAUCGAUCCAUCUUUUAUUCCUAUUCCUAUUCCUGCCUAUCAAUUUCUUUCCAUUUGAAUUAUUAAAAUGAAAGGAAUCAAUUCGGUUUGCUCUUCCCAAGCGGCCACUGCAAUCUGCUUGUCAAUGGAAGGGAUAACGGGGUACGGCCCCAGCAUUCAACUCGGCGGCGGCGGCCGAGCUAUCGACCGCUUCAACCCCAUCAUCACAGACUCCAGGCGACGAACAGAGGCGGACAUCCACACGUCCAGCAGGAAGGGUGAGAAGAGAGGAAAGAAGGAGGAGGAGAAGAAGCAUUGCAGCAAGCCGGCCGGCGGCGGAAGUGGUGGGUGGAGUUGCGCGCAGCCGGGUGACUUUGUGACGCCUUCUUCUUCUUCUUCUUCUUCUCGGUACCUUUUGAAUGACGACGAAAAAUAUAACAGCAACUCUGCCUCUUCCUCUUCAUCUUUUCACCCUCCUGCCUCCGCUUCCACCAAUAAGGUGGUUGUGGUUCUUAGAGUUUCCCUUCAUUGCAGAGGGUGUGAGAAGAAAAUGAGAAAACACAUCUCCAAAAUGCAAGGGGUGUCGUCUUUCAACAUAGACUUUGUAGCGAAGAAGGUGACAGUGGUUGGCGAUGUAACGCCAUUAGGAGUUCUAGCAAGCAUAUCAAAGGUAAAGACUGCACAGCUCUGGCCGGCCGGGUAGCACCAACGCCCAUCCCGCCCCCACUUUGCCUAAGCUAGCAUGCAUAUAUGCACCUCAGCUCCACUAAAGACUAGGCCUUCGUUAUGAUACAAUCUUAGCUCGAGUACCUGCAUCUAGUCUAGCUAGAUAUGUAAAGGUAUAUAUAUAAGUAACCUGUUUUAUUUGGUUUGGUUUGAUCGAGAUUUUGAAUUUAUUGGUAGGUUGGUUUUAAUUGCAAGCUAAGGUGAGGGUCAAACUCUUUCGAGUAAUAUUAACUACACACAAGGUAUUUGUUUAAGAGUAGUAUUUUAUGGUCAAAGGACUGCAUGCAUUUUUAUUGGGAUGCUCCGUCUAUCCCGUUUCGUGAAGUUGGUAUAGGCAUUUAGAAAUUAAGGGUAGUAAUGCAGCACAUCAGUAUUACUAUGCCCGCUAUAUGAUGGAUGAUUCUUUUACUAUACAAAAAUAGUAAUAUAACAGAAAUAUCUUCA
This is a messenger RNA of Cuscuta epithymum, 1346 nucleotides long. The record is from the annotation of a GenBank genome assembly. NCBI's taxonomy places the organism in Eukaryota, Viridiplantae, Streptophyta, Magnoliopsida, Solanales, Convolvulaceae.